Messenger RNA from Leptopilina heterotoma, 3557 nucleotides. RefSeq names its product serine/arginine repetitive matrix protein 2-like. Bases 63 to 3143 code for a protein of 1026 amino acids. NCBI's taxonomy places the organism in Eukaryota, Metazoa, Arthropoda, Insecta, Hymenoptera, Figitidae. The record is from RefSeq and is a predicted model, not a curated record. The transcript is spliced from 2 exons.
GUUUUCAAGGAGUGUGGAGUCUUAACGAUAUUAAUCUCUGGAGAAGCUGACGUGGCAUUUCAAUGCGUUGCAGGAGCAGAAAAUCGAGAAGUAGGAGUAAAAGCAGAAUCAGAGACAUCAGUAGAAGUAGAGGUAGAAGCAGAUACAUUAGCAGAAGCAGAAGUAUCAGAACCAGGAGUACAACCAGUAGCAAAAGUUGGAGCAGAAGUUACAGCAUACGAAGGAGCAGAACCAGAAGUACAAGCAGGAGCAGAAGCAGAAACAAUAUCAGAAAUUGGAGCACCAGCAGAAGCAGAACCAGAAGUACUAGCAGAGGCAGAAGCAGAACCAGAAGUAGUAGCAGAUACAAAAGCAGAACUAGAAGUAGUAGCAGAUGGAGAAGUAGAACUAGAAGUCUAAGUAGAAGAAGAAGUAGCAGAACCAGCAGCAGAAGUAGUAGCAGAAGCAGAACUAGAAGUCGAAGUAGAAGAAGAAGUAGCAGAACCAGGAGCAGAAGUAGUAGAAGAUGCAAAAGCAGAACUAGAAGUUUAAGUAGAAGCAGAAAUAGCAUCAGAACCAGAAGCUCGAGCAGCAGGAAAAGUAGAACCAGAAGUUGCAGCAUACGCCGAAUCAGAACCAGAAGUAAAAGUCGAAUCAGAAGUACGAACAGAAGCAGCAGCAUAGGCAGAAGAAGCGGAAACAAUAUCAGGACCAGGGGCACGAGCAGCAGCAAAAGUAGAAGUAUUAACAGGAGCAGUAGUAAAGGAAAAAGCCAAACCAGAAGCAGAUCAAGAAAUAUUAGCAAAAGUCCAAGCACUAAAAAAAGUAUAAACAGAUCCAAUAGUAAGAACAAGCAGAAAAAAAUAAACAAGAACAUAAUCGAAAGCAAUAUCAAAACCAGGAGUACUAGCAGAAUCAGAAGUCAAAGUUCCGGUAAAAACCAGACCAAAGGCAUAAGCAAAAAUAUUCGCAAGAGUGGAAGCAGCAGAAGCAAAGACACCAGUAAACCUAGUGGCGUAGGUAAAAGUGGAAGCAGAAAGGAAAAUAAUACCAGAAGUAGAAGCACAAGUAGAAAUUCUAGCAGAAGCAACAGUAAAAGCAGAAGCCAAAGAGGAUCCAGAAGCACUAGCAGUUGGACCAGUUCUAGCAAAAGCAUAAAAUGCAUAAAACAAAUCAGAAGCACAAGCAAGAAUAAAAUCAAAAACGAUACUAAAAAUAUUAAAACUAUCAGAACUAGGAGCGUCAGCAGAAGUCGAACUUCAAGCAAAACCCAAAUUCGAGGCAUAAACAAAAAUACUGCAAGUACAAGCAAAAAUACUGUAAGCACAUCAGGGAGAAAUAUUAGCAGAAGCAAAAAUACUGUAAGCCCAUCAGGGAGAAAUAUUAGCAGAAGCAAAAAUACUGUAAGUACAUCCGGGGGAAAUAUUAGCAGAAGCAAAAAUACUACUGCAAUCACAAGCGUUGGUAAAAUCAAAAGCAAAGACCGAAAAUGUAUCAACAGUAGGAGUCCAGGCAGAAACUCCAGCAGAAGGAAAAGUAGAACCAGAAGUACAAGCAGUAGCAAAGACUCCAGCAAAUGCUUAAAAAGCGUAAAACGAACCAGCAGCAUAACUAAGAAUAGAAGCAGAAAUAGUAUCAGAACUAAAAACAGAAGCAGAAGUAUCAGUUCAGGAAAAAACAGAAACAUAAGCAAAACUACUGUGGAAAAUAAAAGUAGUAGCAUUAGAAGCAGAGGCAAAAACACCAGUGGAACAACUUGUGUUAGUAAAAUUAAAAGCAGAAACGGAACUAAAAUCAAAAGCAGUUGCCAAAGCGGAAGCAAAAGUAGAACCAGAAGGACCAGCAGUAGCAACUCCAGUAGAAGCAUAAAAGAAACCAGUGGUGUGAUAAAGAAUAAAAGCGGAAACGAUUGUAAAGGCAAAAACAGAAUUCGAACCAGGAGCACUACCAGAAGUAGAAGUCUAGGCAAAAGAAAUAAAAGCAAAACUACUGGCAAAAGUAAAAGUACCAGUAAUCUUAGCAUUGCAAAAAGGGGAAAGAAAGUCACAUCAAGUAGAAAUCUUUACAGUGGUAAAGGCACUAAUAGAAGCACUAGCGUUGGUAAAAGCAGGAGCAAGAACGAAAAGAGUGUCAGAAGUAGGAGUUCAAGCAGAAGCAAGAGCGAAAAGAGUGUCAGAAGUAGGAGUUCAAGCAGAAGCUAUAGCAGAAGGACCAGCAGUAGCAAAACCAGAGGCUCCAGCGAAAGCAUAAAACGAACCAGUAGUGUAAAGAAAAAUAGAAGCAGAAACAAUAUCAAAGGUAGGAGCCCGAGCAGAAAAUUCAGCAGAAGGGAAAAUAGAACCAGAAGGUCAAGCAGUAGUAAAAGCAACAGCAGAAAUAGAGACAAUGGAAUAGUAAAGAGAACUAGAAGCACAGCAAGCAGAAACAGAAGAAGCAUAAACUCCAAUACAAGUAGAAGCGAAGACAAUAACAGAAGUAGGAGUACAAGCAGAGUCAGAAGUUCUCUGUCAGAGUUCUCACAAGGCAGAAAGAAUAGCAGAUUCAGAAGCACAAGCAGAAAUAGUAACAGAAGGAGAAAUACUAGCAGCAGCAAAAGUAGAAGUAUUUGCAAACGCAAACGCAGAAAUAGUAGCGAACGCAAAAGCCGAACCAAAUUGAUAAAAAGUAGAAAUAUUAGCAGAAGCAAAAGCACCAGUAGAAGCAGAAGAACCAACAAUUGCAGAACCAGAAGUUCCAGCGAAAGCACAAACCGAACCAGUACUAUAAGCAAGAAACGUAGUAGCAACAACAUCUGGAGUAGAAGCAGCAGCAUUAUCAGAAGUAGGAGCCCAAGCGGAAAAUACAGCAUAAACAAAAGUAGAAGUAGAAUCAGAAUCAAUAUCGGAAGAAGGAGAAGUGUUGGCGGAACCAUUAUCAGCAGUAGGAGUAUAAGCAGGAAUUCGAGUAGAACCAGAAGUGGAAGUAGAAGCAGAAGUAGUAGCAAAAGCAGAAAGAUUAACAGAAGCAGAAAAAGAAGUACAAGCAGAAGCACUAACACAUCUGUCAGCAGAAGACGAACCAGAAGCAUAAGCAGAAAUAUCAGAAGCAGAACCAGAAGCAUCAGCAGAAGCAGAUCCAGAAAUACUAAAGGGAACAGAAGAAAAUUUACAAAAACCGUAAGAUGAAUACAAUAACACCUAUUUCUUAGUUAUCAAACUUUCAGUUUUUUUCUGUUUGUCACUACAUUACGACACUAGGGAUUAUUCUUAAUACCAAUAAUCUCCCAAACCGAAAGUUCCAGGAUCUAUUCAAUAGAUUCUAAAAAUUCAGAAAUAGCAGAAGGAAACCUUCCCGAUUCACUAGAUGCUGAAGAUUCAGAAAUGCCAUCAGAAAUUAAAUUUCCCAAUUCAAAAGAUUUUGAAGAUUCAGAAAUGCCGGAAGAAAACUCUAUCGACUUUGUAUAAGGAUGGUACGGAAAAUAAGAAAAAUCAAAUUUUCCAAAUUAUCACAAAGUACUAAAUUAAAAAUUUGUUGUCUACAAUAUUUUAAAGUUGAAAAAUUUUAAAAAUAAGAAAACUAAAUUGAAAAAAUAAAUAGGU